This is a messenger RNA of Tetrahymena thermophila SB210, 1419 nucleotides long. RefSeq names its product immobilization antigen. The record is from RefSeq and is a predicted model, not a curated record. NCBI's taxonomy places the organism in Eukaryota, Ciliophora, Oligohymenophorea, Hymenostomatida, Tetrahymenidae. The transcript has a single exon.
AUGAAAUAGUUCCUCUAUUUGGUUACUUUUAUAAUACUAUUUUCUCUUUCUAAUGCCUAAAAUUAAGGUUGUACUCAAAACGCGUUUGGAACACCUGGGAACUGCCUUUGUAAUUAAGGAUUUUAUGGCGCUAUUGCAGAAGUUGGUGGAUUUUGUAAAUAAUGUCCAAGUGGGUCUACAACUCCAACUCCUUCUAACUAACCAGAUGGAAAUUCAAAUAUUAAUACAGCUAUGAGCAUUUGCAAUUAGUGUUAAGUAAAUUACUAUAUGGCAGUAGCAGCUAAUCAAACUACUCCAUCUCCAGCUUAGUGCUCUCCUUGUCCUGCAGGGACUGGAAACUUAUCUGGACCGACCGUUGCAGGAGAUAUUUCAUAAUGCAAUAUAUGUUUACCUAAUUACUAUAUGACUGCAAUAUCUGUUUCUGGGUCUAAUGGAGCCACUGCAUAGUCAGCUAAAUGCUCUCCUUGUCCACCAAAUACUGGAAAUCUUGAUGGCGCUUCAACAGCUGGGGACGUCUCUUAGUGUAAUUUAUGCUCUUAAAAUUAUUACAUGACUCAAGAUGCAAUUCCUAGCUCAAGUGGAAUAAAUCCCUCUGCUGCUUAAUGCCUUCCUUGCCCUACUGGUUCAGGAAAUACUUAACCUCCUUCAAGCUCAGGUGACAUUUCAUAGUGCAAUGUUUGCUAAAAUAACUAUUACAUGAAUUAAGCUGCAGUUACUGCUUCUUCUGGAAGUAUUGCUACUGCAGCAGUUUGUACAAUUUGCCCUCAUGGUUCUGGAAAUUCACCUGGGCCUAACUCUCCUGGUGAUAUUUCUUAAUGUAAUCAAUGUUAAGCUGGUUAUUAUAUGACUCAAUUAGCUGCAUCAAAUGGAGUAAACUCAUCGGCUGCAUAAUGUAGCCCUUGUCCAGCAAAUUCAACUAGUUAACCUACUUCUACUAUUAAUACUAUUUCUUCUUGUUAAUGUUUUGAUCCUAAUGCAGCACCUAUAAAUACAAAUCAAACAUCCUGUAUAUGUGCUAAUGGAUAUUUUGGAGUUCCAAAUACAUCAAGCAAUUAAGUUAGUGGUUGUUUUCCUUGUGAUAUCGAUUAAUAUUCAACUAAGGGAGCAUCUUGCACUACAUGUGCCAUGGGUUCUUUAGUUAACUCAGAUUCUGGAGGAUGUACUUGCAUAGACGUUAGUAUAGGAACUCUUCCAUGGAGUGCAGAUACCAAUACUUGUUAAUGCAAAUAAAAUUACUAUGGUAGUCCUUCAAGAAGUACAAUAGGAUAAACAGGUUCUUGUCUCCCAUGCCCAAAUGGAACAACUUCAGCAGUUGGAUCCUAAUUAAUCACAGAUUGCUAAGGUUAUGUGGCUACAACUUUUUAAAAAAUUAUUACAGUUUCCAUACUAUUUAUCUUCUUGAUGGGAGUUGUUUUUUGA